GGCCAUCUAAAUAGCCUAAUUGAUUGGCCCCUUAAUUGCAGCGCAGCUACUAUUUAUCUAACCCAUAUAAAUAUACAGCAAGUGUGUGCAAUGUGAGCCAAAGUUAAGGGGAACCAACAAAACUGACAUCCAAAGUGAUCCCGCCCCGCGUUUCCCCCUCUGCGUUUCAAUGCGAGCUCCUUUCCUCGCCGGUCCCCCGUGUAGUUACAAUGUAGUUCUUAUCAAAGCCCCCCUGUCUUGUUGUGACAGCUCUGAUAUUGUUUAUUGAGGUGGGAUGUCAGGUUUAAUUAGCAAUCGAUAUGAAAAGCGUUUGCAGACCCCGUCUCUGACGUCAGAGUCGAUUACCGUUUCUCAUUGGUCUCAAAUUCCCAAAGCCGCGGCUAAUUAUUGGAAGGUUCACGUGGAUAAAGUACAGCUCAUCCCCUCCCUUCACAUCAUGUCCCCUGCUCGUCGGCCACGCUCACUGCAUGCUUUUUAAAUCCACAUCGCCGGCUUCAAGACGUCGUUCCCUUUCGCCUGCUGCGGGAUGAUGGACAGCAGGAUACUGGAGCCUCCUCAUGCCCAGUUCGGAGGCUCGCUCGGCGGGAUGGUGGGCUUCCCGUACCAUCUGAGCCACCAUCAUGUGUACGAAUUAGCCGGUCAUCAACUCCAAUCUGCGACCGCGGUUCCCUUUUCCAUAGACGGAUUACUUAACGGGUCCUGCACGGCGUCUGUUGUUAAUUCCAACUCGCUCUUGUCUGCGGGCUGCGGUAUGAACGGAGAUAACCAGUAUAAACUGACAGACUCGGGAGAUCCAGACAAAGAUAGCCCCGGUUGCAAGAGACGGAGAACACGCACUAAUUUCACUGGUUGGCAGCUGGAGGAAUUAGAGAAGGCUUUUAAUGAGAGCCAUUACCCGGACGUGUUCAUGAGGGAGGCUCUGGCUCUCCGCUUGGACUUGAUAGAGUCCAGAGUACAGGUAUGGUUUCAGAAUCGCAGGGCCAAAUGGAGGAAAAAAGAGAACACAAAGAAAGGUCCCGGGCGACCAGCGCACAACUCGCACCCCACCACCUGCAGCGGGGAGCCCAUGGACGCGGACGAGAUCGCCCGGAGAGAGCUGGACCGGCUGGAGAAGAAGAAAAGAAAGCAGGAGCGCAGGCUGCUGAAGGCGCAGAAUAAGCUCCUCCACGGGGACCUAUUUCACACGCCCGGCUCGGACAGUGACAGCGGAGUGUCCCACGUCACGGACAGCGAGCACACGGGCACCCUUUUUAACCCUUCUGCGGGCAGGAACCAAACGCCAACGAGCUGUGACCAAACGACCCAUCCUCACACCCAUAACACCACAACCACCAUCACCACCACCACGCACAACCAAAGACAGUCGCACCACCACGACGCUGGCGGUUCCGAGCUGGACUCGUCGGACAGCAGCCAGCAGUCGAGCUUGUGUGCCAACAGCAGGGCCUCCAGCCUGCAGAAACUCAACCCCUUUAGCGUCGAGAGCCUCCUGUCCGACUCCAGACCCUGCAGGCGCAAAUCAAACGUGGACGGAUUCUCUGCCUUACCCCCGUCGCGGCCUUUGAUAGGAAAGGGACACUUCCUACUGUACCCCAUCACCCAGCCGCUGGGAUUCAUCGUUCCGCAGACUUCGUUGAAAGCAACCCCCACAACAAUGACAACAACAACAACAACAAAAACUGACGUCAUGGACGAUGCUGAGCGUGGUCGAGGAAAUCCGGCCAACUCGGGAUGUAAGAACCGCGCCAUGGACUAUAAUUGCGACUCGACACAGGACGAUGACGCGUUGUCGAUCAGGAGACAGGGGGUGGCUCUGCCGGAGAGAAUGAAGACGAGUUCCCCACAGAGCAGUCCGUCCCGGGCCACUUUUCUCAGUGGCAAAAGUAGUCAGUCAGUCAGCAGUGGUAGUAAUAGUAAUAGUAGUGACACGUGUUUCCCCAACGACGUGCGAGAGUCCAGGCCCCUAGACCCCAGCUCCUUACAGGCAGACGCAAAAGAGCACCUCCAAGAUAAAGACUAUUGUGACCAUUCAGAGUCAGUUAUAACUUAUAGUCCAAAAGAAACAAAGACAGACUCCUGAAAAUAGGUCUCUAAAGUAUAGCCUCAAUCUGAAGAAUUGUUGAUAUAGAUCGAGGGAUGAGAUUCAAUAGGCCAAAGUUUUAUCAUAGUCCACCAGAAUUGCAUUUAUAAUCUUUAGGCUACAUUUUCUCAGCUAAUAUCUCCAUUAUGGUGUGUUAGCAAAUAGAUCUCUCUCUCUCUCUCUCUCUCUCUCUCUCUCUCUCUCUCUCUCUCUC
Messenger RNA from Gadus morhua (Atlantic cod), 2294 nucleotides. RefSeq names its product UNC homeobox (gene uncx). Gene Ontology annotation, molecular function: DNA-binding transcription factor activity, RNA polymerase II-specific; sequence-specific double-stranded DNA binding. The coding region runs from base 527 to 2080 and encodes 517 amino acids. Gene Ontology annotation, biological process: regulation of DNA-templated transcription. The record is from RefSeq and is a predicted model, not a curated record. Lineage: Eukaryota; Metazoa; Chordata; Actinopteri; Gadiformes; Gadidae. The transcript has 3 exons.